Molecule: messenger RNA, 369 nt
Organism: Lasiosphaeria miniovina
Lineage: Eukaryota; Fungi; Ascomycota; Sordariomycetes; Sordariales; Lasiosphaeriaceae
Exons: 2
Coding region: 1-369 (122 amino acids)
Source: RefSeq, a predicted model, not a curated record
AUGGACGGUCAAGGCUUCCUGGUGUUGGAUACGGUGGCGGCGGCUAAUGUACCCCUGCACCCACAGACAAGCCAAACAGGGAGUGGAACGGACGAGCACAUUGCUGCCCAGUUCACUGAGGCUAGCACUGGCGCGCUUCCGCGGCGGUUCGGCAACCAAGUCGGGCACAUCCAAGAGACUUCCAUCUGCGCCCAAUCGUACGACAAGGUCAAGGCUUGGACAGUCUCGGAUAAGAGCCUCGGAGCCGCCACGACACAGGUCCUCAGGUGCAAACGCGAGCGCUGGGAGGCCAACGAGCGCAAGCGGAAGCGGGACAUGUCAGCGCUUGAAGGCGAGACUAUUGCUUUCUUCGAGCAUGAUCGAGAGUAG